Messenger RNA from Amphibalanus amphitrite, 3193 nucleotides. RefSeq names its product leucine-rich repeat-containing protein 24-like. Bases 538 to 2460 code for a protein of 640 amino acids. Gene Ontology annotation, molecular function: protein binding. The transcript has a single exon. NCBI's taxonomy places the organism in Eukaryota, Metazoa, Arthropoda, Thecostraca, Balanomorpha, Balanidae. The record is from RefSeq and is a predicted model, not a curated record.
CGGGGACGGAGAGAGUCGGAGCGUUCCGCGUCGGGUGUGUUGUGCGCGCUGUUACAGCGACUCUGGAUAUCACUUCGCCUUGCGGUGGUGUUAGACAUUGUGAAUAACUCUGAGUGAGCUGAGAGAACGCAAUUUGAGCCUGUGCUCGCGGACGGCCCGCGCGGUGGAGCUCUUUGUGACGCGGCUGCGGGCUUCGGGGAGCGGCCAGCGUCGCGAGGCCACGGCGGACAGAGAAUCACCGGUGAAAGCGGGCCUGGACUGCCCCCACAAAGGCGCUCCGCUCGCGCUCCGGCGUGUGAGACCGUUCCCAGCGCGAGAAUUUCUGCUCGGCUGGCCGAGCGAACAACAGUGAGAGCACUCCGUGCCGGCGGGGAGCGCCGGCUGGGCGGCGCGGCGUCACCGGCCGCCGCUCUCCAGGUACCGUUGGCCGUCCGAGCGGCGGUCGUGAGUAGGAAGGAAGGCGGCGCCUGCGGGUCGGGCGGAACCGGCGCCUUGCCCGAGGCGUCCCAGAGACCGGCGGACGCGGCAGGCGGCGCGAUGCGGUGGCGGCGAGCGAUGGCCGCCGUGCCGGUGCUGCUGCUGCUGCUCAUGCCGGCCGUUCAGGGCGAGGGCAAAUGUCCGGAGGGCUGCCAGUGCAUCUGGAAGUACGGCCGACAGGCGGUGGAGUGUCAGAACGCCCAACUGCAGGCAGUGCCGGACGGACUGGACGUGGGCACUCAGGUGCUGGACCUGUCCGGGAACGAGCUGCGGGAGCUGCCGGCCGAGGUGUUCCGACGCGCCGGCCUGGUGAACCUGCAGCGCGUCUACCUGGCCAACUGCCGGCUGGGACGCGUCGCCGACACCGCGCUGGCCGGCCUCACUAACCUGAUCGACCUUGACCUCUCCGGAAACAAGCUGACCUCCGUGCCGCAGGCGGCGCUGCGCAGCGUGCCCGCCCUGCGCGAGCUCAAGCUGGCUAACAACCCCAUCCAGCGGGUGACUGCUGACGCGUUCGCCGCCGUGCCGGGUCUUGUGAAGCUGGACCUGAGCGACUGCCAAAUCCUGGAGGUGGAGACGCCGGCGUUCGACGCUCUCAACAUCCUCGAGAUCCUCAAGAUAAGCGGUAACCGUCUUCGUGAGCUCGCUGAGCCAACUGUGAUGGCUCUGCGCAGUCUGCACAACGUCGAGCUGCACGCCAAUCCAUGGGAGUGCGACUGCCGGCUGCGACCGAUGCGCGACUGGCUUCACCGUCAGAACGUGCCGUACCCGAUCGCACCGACGUGCCACGGGCCGCCGCGGCUGGCCGGCCGCACGUUCGAGCAGCUGCGUCCCGAGGAGUUCGCGUGCCGUCCGCAGCUGCUGCCCAUGGUGCGCCAGCUGGCCGUCACCGCGCGUCAAAACGUCACCCUGACGUGCCGCAUCAGCGCCGAGCCGGCGGCCAGCGUCAGCUGGUUCUGGCGGGGCCAGCAGCUGGACAACAGCACCAUACUGCCGGGCGGGCGGCGGCCGCGGGUCGUCCAACAGGGCGGCGCCGAGCGCGUCAGCCGCCUCAUCAUCCCGGCGGUCAGCGCCGGAGACGCUGACGGCGAGUUCGUCUGCGUGGGCGCCAACCGAGCCGGCGACGCCGAGACGAGCUUCACGCUGUCGGUGGGCGAGCCGGAGCCGGUGGUGCAGCCGUCCGACGCCGGCAUGGUGGCCGGCCUGGUGGUGGGCCUGCUGCUGCUCCUGCUGGUGAUUGCCGUCUGCGCCAUCCUGCUGGUGCGCCGCCUGCGCCGCCGUCAGGACCAGGAGGCCAAGAGCAAGCCGCCGCCGCCGUCCGGGCUCGGGAGUGUUGUCACCGUGGAGACGGCGCCUGACGACGAUGUGAACCCGGUGCAGAAGCCGCCGCGGCUCACGGAGCUCGGCUACGGCUCGCCGGCGGUGUACGUCCGCUCGGCGCCCGACCUCAUCAACGAAAUCGACGGACGUCGGCCCGCCGAGUACGGCAGCCUGGCCGGCUACGGAGCCACGCCCGCCUACGGCACCGCGCCCGUGUACGGCGGUACGCCCGUGUACGGCACGACUUCAGCCUACGGCGGCACGCCCCUGUACGGCAGCAGCACGCCGUACGGCCCGGCGCCGGGCGGUGAGGGCAGUACGGCCGGCUACGGCGCCACGCCCGUGUACACCGGCGGCGGCCACGUCAACCACCUGGCCGACGAGAGCUACGAGUUGCAGCAGCUCGGCUCGCCAGCGGGCUCCGAGCUGGGCCGCUCGGCCGACCCGGCCGUCUACGGCUACCCGGCCGACUUCGGCCUGCCGAUGCCGGAGCUGGGCAGCCCGCAGCCGGCGGUGGCCGACGGCCUGCGCCCCCUCUCCACCUCCUCGGCAGAGUUCGACCUGAGCACCUCGCGGGACAGCGUCGGCUCGGCGGGCCGGCGCCGCUGGCAGGGCGGCGGUCCGGCAGACAGGGUCGGCCAGCCGGCGGGCACCGAUGUCUGAGGCGGGCCCGGCGGAGAGCCAGCGCGGCCGGCGAGCGGCGCGCGGGUCACAACAAAACGGUCCGCGCGCCGCCUCCAGUGUCGCAAUAAGCCAAAGUGACGUGACAGAGCAGCAGCGGCGGCCGCAGAUCGGACUGGCCAGUAGCGCGGCCGGCCAGAGACGCGCCUGUUCGCGGCAGCAGCUGCUGUGUUUGCUGGUGUGAGUGACGUGCGCGCGAGUGUGGUAACUGGCAGUGAACUGACCGAGCGAUCAGCGUGUCCGCCGCGUCAAGGACAACUGCGGCACGCCCCGCCCCGUCAGUCGGUGUCACUCAGUGUCAGAGUCUGUUACGAACCGUUACGGACGUUUGAGGUGGUAGUGUAUCAACAAGCCAGGAGAGACAGACCGUUGUCGCGCGUCGCUGAGUGAUGUCGGCGCGUCCUGUGCGGCUGACGACCGGCGGUCGCGGGUCGCAGGGUCGGCCGGUCGGGGCCGCCGAUCGUGAUUCGCAGCACGUCGGCGCGCUCUGGCCGACCGACCCGGUGAGCCAGGCGCCGCUGGCGCGCUGAUUCAAUGUGGUGUCGUCGUGUCCUCGGCUAGCGGAGAGCGAGCCGGCAGCGCGCCCGCCGCCCCUCCUAGUAUUGGUAUAUCUAGUCAGACGGACACCGUCGGAGCGCAUCUCUCUAACUAUAUUGUGUUACGCGGUCGACUGUCGCAAUCACAGCAUAUUUUAAAUAAAGAGCCUCUUUGUAUA